ACCGCAGACCGGAACUCCUAUGGUCUUUGUUGGACCCCACAUAACCACUGUCCCUCAAAUUUUGAUAAUCUCACUAAUAGAAGAAUAAAGUUUAAGCCUUGAAGAGAAACAAACCCUUCAAUCUUCUUUCUGCCUAAUUUUCCAUGGAGGACCUUCACAGAUCAAGGUCUUAUGCAAAUGGGCAAAUGAUGCAGAUGCAGAGUUACUAUGGAGCACCUAGGUCUUAUGAUUUCAGGAGCCAGAGUGUUUCUUAUGAACAAACUCAAAUGGGUCCUAAGGACUUAAAGUUGAAGAAAGGGAAAAGCUUUUCUGCUGGGUCUUCUUUCUCCAAGUCUUGGAGCUUAGCUGAUCCUGAGGUUCAGAGGAAGAAGAGGGUUGCCAGCUAUAAAAUGUAUUCUGUGGAAGGUAAGGUCAAAGGAUCCUUCAGAAAGAGCUUUAGGUGGCUUAAGAACAAGUACUCGCAGGUUGUUUAUGGCUGGUAGUCAUUUAAUUGGUACUUGUAUUUAAGGCUCUCUUUAUAAAUCUGAGUUGUGUUCUGUUCAUGAUAAGAAUUGUAGAUUAAUCAUUUAUGGGUUAUGAUUAGUUUACUUGAGUUCUUCAAAUCUUUUGUUUAUAUGUUAGAUGGAUGACCCGUUCCUUUACUUAUUGGGUCCUGAAAGAUCUUCCUUGAGUGAUCAAAUUUUAUAUUUAUUUUGCUGUUCAUGAUUUUAAUUUUAUCAUGGGUUUGAUGGAAUAAAUCGUGUUUGUUGUGGUGAUGUUUCCAUUCAUUGAGACUUCUGUAAUAUGUA
Gastrolobium bilobum is the source of this 788-nucleotide messenger RNA. RefSeq lists its product as uncharacterized. The record is from RefSeq and is a predicted model, not a curated record. The transcript has a single exon. The coding region runs from base 144 to 482 and encodes 112 amino acids. Lineage: Eukaryota; Viridiplantae; Streptophyta; Magnoliopsida; Fabales; Fabaceae.